AUGAGCCGCGCGAUGGGGGACUUCUCCUACAAGGCAAAGGCCGAUCUUGACGACGCCAAUCAGCAGGUGAUCGCGGUCCCGGACGUCGUGAUCGUCGAGCGAGACCCUGAGGCGGACACCUUCGUCGUCCUGGCCUGCGAUGGGAUCUUUGACGUCUUGUCAAACGAACAGUUGAUCGACUUUAUCGUUGAAAAGAAGGCGGAAGGGUUGGAGAAUGAGGCCAUCUGCGAGGCCGUUUGUUUGCAUUGUUUGGCACCGCCAAGUAUGGUCACAGGGCAACCCGCACGGCCUGACGGGACCGAUAACAUGACCAUCAUUAUUGUGGAUCUGCUCAACUAG
This is a messenger RNA of Phytomonas sp. Hart1, 339 nucleotides long. NCBI's taxonomy places the organism in Eukaryota, Euglenozoa, Kinetoplastea, Trypanosomatida, Trypanosomatidae. The record is from the annotation of a GenBank genome assembly.